Messenger RNA from Xenopus tropicalis (tropical clawed frog), 3082 nucleotides. It is a transcript of the gene mlh1, whose product is annotated as mutL homolog 1. The transcript is spliced from 19 exons. Bases 137 to 2386 code for a protein of 749 amino acids. Gene Ontology annotation, cellular component: nuclear lumen; chromosome; mismatch repair complex. NCBI's taxonomy places the organism in Eukaryota, Metazoa, Chordata, Amphibia, Anura, Pipidae. The record is from RefSeq and is a predicted model, not a curated record. Gene Ontology annotation, molecular function: ATP-dependent DNA damage sensor activity; ATP binding; mismatched DNA binding. Gene Ontology annotation, biological process: response to stress; mismatch repair.
GCCCACCAAUGAACUAAGUGCCUGGAACUCUUUAAUGGGGGUCUGAACUUAAAAACUGUAUGACGGGCGGGCUCCCUUUAAAGCCACGAUCGCCUGGCCCCGGGACAGCUGCCCCCUCUGUGCCCCACUGUUCAUAAUGGCGGGGGUUAUUAGGCGUCUGGAAGAGACAGUGGUUAAUCGUAUAGCUGCUGGGGAGGUUAUCCAGAGGCCGGCCAAUGCAAUCAAGGAAAUGAUUGAAAACUGUUUAGAUGCCAAAUCGACCUCCAUCCAGGUGACAGUGAAGGAUGGAGGCAUGAAACUUAUCCAGAUUCAGGACAACGGAACUGGGAUUAGGAAGGAAGACUUAGACAUAGUGUGUGAGAGAUUUACUACAAGCAAGCUACAGUCAUUUGAAGAUUUGUCCAAUAUUUCCACUUACGGAUUUCGAGGAGAAGCAUUGGCCAGCAUAAGUCACGUGGCUCAUGUUACAAUAACCACAAAAACAGCAGAUGGAAAAUGUGCAUACAGAGCAAGCUAUGCAGAUGGCAAGCUAAAAACACCUCCAAAACCUUGUGCUGGAAACCAAGGAACCCAGAUUUCGGUUGAAGAUCUUUUUUAUAAUAUUUCAACAAGGCGAAAAGCUCUAAAGAGUCCAAGUGAAGAGCAUGCAAGAAUAGUAGAAGUUGUCAGCAGGUAUGCUAUCCAUAACUCUGGAAUUAGUUUUUCAGUCAAAAAGCAAGGUGAAACUAUGGCAGAUGUGAGAACAUUAUCUAAUGCAACUACAGUAGACAAUAUCAGAACUGUUUUUGGAAAUGCAGUGAGCAGGGAACUCAUAGAAGUAGGAUGUGAAGAGGAGAAACUGGCAUUUAAAAUGAAAGGUUACGUGACUAAUGCCAACUAUUCUAUGAAAAAGUGCAUUUUCUUACUCUUCAUUAAUGCAAGACUAGUUGAAUCCACAGCAUUAAAGAAAGCAAUAGAAACUGUGUAUGCUGCUUACUUACCAAAAAAUACACAUCCUUUCCUGUACUUAAGCCUAGAAAUAGCUCCUCAAAAUGUUGAUGUGAAUGUGCACCCUACAAAGCAUGAGGUACAUUUUCUCCAUGAAGAUAGCAUCAUAGAGAGGGUGCAGCAGCACAUUGAAAGUAAACUGCUGGGAUCAAACUCUUCCAGAAUGUACUUCACACAGACAUUAUUACCUGGAAAUUCUGUCUGUGCAAGUAAUGUUACUAAACCACCGCCAGCUUCCUCUACAUCUCAGAAGUCCAGUGAAAAGGUUUAUGCUCACCAGAUGGUACGUACAGACUCCAGGGAGCAGAAGUUGGAUGCUUUUCUUCAGCCUGUGAACAGACCUCCGCUUAUUCUCUCAGACUGCCAAGCUCCUGACAAUGCUGAAGGUCAGAAAGAUAGCAGACUUCCCUCAGAGGAUACAGAGAUGGCAGAAACAAGUGAUCUGGAAAUGCUUGAUGUUCUUGAGGCUACCGCCAACCCAGACAAUUCUGUGCUGAAACAAAAAGAAACUGAUGACUCCACAAACAUUGUACAGCCCAGGAAACGACCACGAAAAGAAUCUGAUGUGGAAAUGGUUGAGGAAGAUGAGUCGGUUAAGUCUUUGACAGCUGCCUCCAUGCCAAGAAGAAGAAUUAUAAAUUUGACAAGUAUACUGAGUCUGCAGAAGAAGAUUGAAGAGUGUGGUCACUCAAGUCUUCAGGACAUGCUGCGCAAUCAUUCCUUUGUUGGCUGUGUCACUCCCCAGUGGGCUUUAGCUCAGUUUCAGACAAAGUUAUAUCUUCUAAACACCACUAAACUCAGCCAAGAAUUAUUUUACCAAAUACUCAUUUAUGACUUUGGAAACUUCGGCAUAAUGAAAUUAUCUGAGCCAGCUCCACUGUAUGACUUGGCAAUGUUAGCCUUGGAUAGUACAGAGAGUGGGUGGACAGAAGAAGAUGGCCCUAAAGAAGGACUUGCUGAAUAUAUUGUACAGUUUUUAAAGAAGAAAGCAGAGAUGAUGGCAGACUACUUCUCACUUGAAAUUGACCAGGAAGGUAACCUUAUAGGAUUACCUAUACUGCUAGACAACUACAUCCCUCCUAUGGAAGGAUUGCCAUUGUUUAUUUUGCGCCUAGCCACAGAGGUCAAUUGGGAUGAUGAGAAGGAGUGCUUUGAAAGUUUUAGCAAGGAAUGUUCCAUGUUUUACUCUAUUCGGAAGCAGUAUAUAUUAGAAGAAUCUUCCAGUAAUGCGGACAAUGAAUCCUUAACAGGGUCUUCCUCUUGGCGCUGGACUACAGAACACAUUCUAUACAAAGCCUUCAGAACUCACCUGCUACCUCCAAAGCCCUUUUCAGAAGAUGGAAGCAUCCUUCAGCUUGCAAAUCUCCCUGACUUAUAUAAAGUGUUUGAAAGAUGCUAGCAUUCUGCAGAUGACUCCUGUGGACUAAUUACUUCUCUUAAACAACUACAAAAAAAACUAAUUGAAGUUCUUCCCUCCCUCUGUCAUAUUUAUGUAUUGACCUCUUUGAGGCAAAUCCCCCCAUAGUUAAAAAUAUCCUUAUUGUUAUAGCAUAUAAAGUUCCAAACUUUAAGUAUAACAGUCUGUUAUGAUCCUACAUAUAAUUGUUGCUUAAUUGAUAAGGAAACGCCAUCAGUUGUACAGUAUGAGGCAUAUUUAUUAACAUUGGAGACAGACAUCACCAGUGAGGUUAAGAUUGGUUGCUAUGGGCAACAUCACCGUGAUGUUUGUCUUCUGUGUUAAUAAAUACACCCAUUUGUGUUUGUAACAGUGCAGUGAGUUUUAACUAACUUGUCACAUUGCAUGAUUAGUAAAAGGGUUGAGAGGAAACUGCACUUAUCCUGUGAAUGUGUAAAUAUGCACCCACUAUUUGUUUUUCUUAUCCUAAAUGACCACUGCUUGUAGCACUUAAUGUUUAUGUAUUGUUAUAUAUUUAAGUAAUAUUUUUUUUUCUUUUUUUUUUUUAUAUCUUGUUCUCCGGUUGGCACUAGCCUUUAUAAAAGCUGGUUAACAACAACAACCUUGAUGUAAUGUUUUAACAAGAUGAUAAUCAUUUUGUAAAUUAAUUUUAGGGUUUGUAUACAAAUAAGUCGAUUA